ACAGUUCGAAACAAACAACUGGCAUCGCUUUGCUAGUAAAUUUCAGUGUUAAGCAAUAUGGCUACACCGCCACCACCAACAAAACCUCCUAGGGGUGUAAAAUAUGGAAAAGAUGAGGCUGGCUGUGGUCUCAUUGUUAAUGUCAUUAAAUCAUUGGGUCUCAGUGAGACCAAUGAAGAACGUCAAAAAGAAAAGUCUAAAAUUGAAAAUGAAUUUAAGAAAUCUGAUAAAAGAUUAAAUGAUUUGGUAUCGAAACAUGAUCAACAACUAUCACAGGUUAUACCCCUGUUCACUAAAGUAUCCACAGAGGUGAAUAACAGUCGAGAGAAGAUACAUGCGGUUAAGGAGAAUUUGAGUGCCUGCAAAAGACUACUGCAAUGUAGAAGGGAGGAGUUAAAGAAAAUGUGGACAGAUGUGGUGCAACAUAAACAUGUUUUAGUGAUGUUGGAACAAAUCAACGAUUUACGUAAAGUGCCUCAAAGUGUGGUUAGUUAUACUUCUAAGCGCCAGUAUUUACAUGCCAGUAAAGUCCUAACCGAUGCUUUAAACUUAGUCAAUGGUCCGCUUAAAGAGGUCGAGGGUUUAGCUGAUAUACGCUCCGAUCUAAUGGGUCGUCGUCAACACUUAUACCAACGUUUGCAUGAGGAAUUAGUGGCUCAAGUCUACAACUGUUCAGCCAAUGGUGUUUUAAAUGAUUUACAACGUUCCAAUUCUCAACGUUUAAAUGUCAACUUUUCACGCAACAUCACUGCUCGACGUUCAACCGAUCGUAUUGAGGCCAAUGCUCGAGUACGCAAAGCUCUACAGGAAAUGGCCCAAGGUGCGGAUCUUUCAAAAACCGAAAUAAUCGAAGAUGCUGAUCUUAUAGAUCCUGAAUUAAGUAUGACCUAUUUUAUUGCCAUAAUUGUCGAGUGUUUUGGUAUGUUGCAAAAAGUACCCGAUUCCAUUGAGAAAUUACGUGUUGGCAUACAAACUGAAUUGCUGGAAGUAGUGCGCAAUACCACACGUCAAAUGAUUGAUAAUACGAUAGUGUCUAAUGAACGUUAUCCUCUGCUAACCUUAUUGGAUGUUAUCUAUAAACAAUUUAAGGCCAUAGCUCGCACUCAUGCCACGCUUUUGAAGAAUUUUUUGGUUGUUGUGCAAAAGUAUCAAGUAGUGGGACCACAACAUUAUACUUUAACCGAUUUUUGGUCACAAGCUCAGUCGGUGCUGCAAUUGCUUUUAACCGAUUAUCUUGAUAUACAAAAUGCUUCCGCUGAUGAUGCUUCACAGUCUGCAUACAGUGAGCCCACUAAUAAUAUUAACACAUUUUUCCUAAGACGCAAAGUUCCAAGUACUAAAAAAUCUCUAUUUAAAUUUGAUAAAUCAUCAACCACCAAAACACCUACAACGGAGAAUACAAAAGAGCAUCGACGCAAUGUUUCCGAUGUAUCCAAUGACAAUUUAAAUGCGGCUUUAAAUGCCAGUGGCGGUAAAGCAGGUGGUGGUGCUAGUUUUAAAACAACUCUUCCAUAUGAGAAACAACGUGAAAAACUAUUGAUUUGUACACCCGAUCAGGGUGUUAUAACAAAAGUCUAUUUACCUUUAAUGGGCUACAUACAAGAAAUUGAGGGUUUUAUGAAAUGUAAACCAGGGCAACCUUGCAGUCUACAUGAUUUCAUUGAUAACUACAUAAAGGAUACAUUCCUUUCCAAGGGUCAUAACUCUCAAUUACAAAUGACUAUUGAUACCUUUUCGAAAAAUCAAGAUGUUUGGCGGGCCAUUAUAAUGCCCGAAGAAAUGAAAUUAAUGAAUCUUUCUCGGCCCAUACUACAGUCCACGGCUAGAGUUGAAAGAUGUUUAAUAGAAACCAAACAACUUAUACAAGAUUUACCUUUCUAUUCGGAGGAGCUAUUGAAGACUGUGUGCUCGGUUUUAAAAGAUUAUAGGGAAAUCUGCCAGGCGGCUUAUCGUGGCAUAGUGCAGCCCGAUACCGAGGAUAAAAGAAUUUAUAGUGUCACCUGGUUAAAAGAUGAGGAUAUUAGUAGAUUUUUAAAAACUUUACCUAAUUGGAUGGAUUUGAAAAAUUCCACACAACCUCCUACUAAACAAAAUAAGAAAUUACAUCGCAAUACUUUUGAGACCUCAGAAGAAGAAAGUCCUGUUGAUGUACAACAACGUAAUAUAAGAGAAGCCGAAAUGUUAAUUAGUAAUUUGGGCAAAGAUGGUAUAUCUCAGCAAGAGAUUUUAGCCGAUAUUAGUGUUCUAAAAGAAUUGGCCAUACUGCAAGAGAGUAUGGAAUGGUUUUCGGCUCGUAUAUCAGAAUUUGCCAAUGAUUUGCGUAGACCAUUGGGUAAUGGCUUGACUACAGGUGUAGCGGUUAAUGAUGGCACUAUUAAGGUUUUAACUAAUUUGGCUUUGGAAUUUGAUGAGUUGGCCAAUACAUGUUUGCUGGUUUUACAUUUAGAGGUCCGUGUGCAAUGUUUCCACUAUUUGCGUUCGAAACGCGCUCCAACACGCGUGGAUAGUUUUAUUGAUUCAAAAGAUGAUAUUUUAGAGCCUGAUCACCAGGUUCAGGUAUUUACCAAACGUUUGUCUGAAAUGGAUGAAGCUUUUCGGAAUACUUUACAUCCCAGAAAAACAAAGUAUAUCUUUGAAGGUUUGGCACACUUUGCAGCACGUAUUUUAAUACAAGCCUCCAAUACUAUUGAACAAAUAGAUCAAAUCACCGUACAACGUAUGUGUCGUAAUGCUUUGGCCUUACAACAAACCUUAAGUAAUAUAACAGCCUCGCGGGAGGUAGCACUCGAUCAAGCUAAACAAUUUUAUGAAUUGUUAUGCAUGGAACCUGAUGUCAUACUCACCACUCUGGUGGAGCGUGGUUUACAAUUCACAGAAUUACAAUAUCUUAACGCUUUACAAUUAUCGUGCAAAGCACGCGGCAUAACAGAUUCCAAUACUUUGGCCAAUUAUCAACAAAGAUUAUCGGAUAUUUUGGGAGCAGAACCUUCCACUGGCAUAGUCGUAUAAUAUAAAUAAAUACAAAAAACAAGACAUGUUUUAACUAAGAAAUACUUUUCCCUCUUUAUCUAUCUCCUUCACUUUGUAUUGAUGUCAUCUUUUGCUUUAUAUAUUCAUAAUAUCCUUAAAGAAUAAUAAGUUUUAUUUACAUUUAUAUACUUAUAUAAACAUUUAUUUUAGCUUUUAAGUCGUUUAUAUUUUCCCAGCUUGAGUUUACAGACACAUUACAAACAUAAAUACUUCAUAAUAUAUAUAUGGCCUGAGUAUAGUUAUUAUUCUUUUGGUUUUUAGUUAAGAGCUUAAAGUUUUUACCUUUGAAUAGUUAUUAAAGCAAAAGAAAAUAAUAUUUAUAUUUAUUUAAAUGCAAUUUUUAAGUUCAAAUUUCAAUGUUUAAACAAAAAAAGAAAAAUAUAUGUAUAACUUUAUAUAAACAAAGAUAAACCAAUUCAUAUACUACUAUUAUUAAAGAAAAACUUUACAGAAGAAAGCUGAAAAACAAAUUACUCAUUAAACAACCGGAAAAACAACGUUCAAUUCACUUGGUGAUGUUUAAACAAUUUUGCUUAACUAAGUUGUUCAUUAUUAAUUAAUUAUAUUAUAUAAUAUACAUUAUACAAAAUAAAAAAACACAACAAAUAUGUAUUAUUUAAAGAAAACAAAUAAAAAAUGAAACAAAAU
This is a messenger RNA of Lucilia sericata (common green bottle fly), 3678 nucleotides long. RefSeq names its product exocyst complex component 4 (gene Sec8). The coding region runs from base 58 to 3009 and encodes 983 amino acids. The record is from RefSeq and is a predicted model, not a curated record. The transcript has 10 exons. Lineage: Eukaryota; Metazoa; Arthropoda; Insecta; Diptera; Calliphoridae. Gene Ontology annotation, cellular component: growth cone membrane; synapse; exocyst. Gene Ontology annotation, biological process: chemical synaptic transmission; Golgi to plasma membrane transport; exocytosis.